This is a messenger RNA of Pseudonaja textilis, 2156 nucleotides long. It is a transcript of the gene MTFMT, whose product is annotated as mitochondrial methionyl-tRNA formyltransferase. NCBI's taxonomy places the organism in Eukaryota, Metazoa, Chordata, Lepidosauria, Squamata, Elapidae. Gene Ontology annotation, biological process: conversion of methionyl-tRNA to N-formyl-methionyl-tRNA; biosynthetic process. Gene Ontology annotation, molecular function: methionyl-tRNA formyltransferase activity. Gene Ontology annotation, cellular component: mitochondrion. The record is from RefSeq and is a predicted model, not a curated record.
GUGAUGAGCGCUCGGUUCUUGCGAGCCUGGCGGGGCGGGUGGGGUAGGGGCCGCGCGACCGCCGCGGGGGAGGCCCCGAGGCGCGAGAAGCCCCCCUGGCGAAUCCUCUUCUUUGGCACCGACCGCUUCUCCGCAGAGAUCCUCCGAGCGCUCCAGGCAGCCCGAGUGCCAAGGCCAGACCGGAUUGUGGAUCACCUGGAGGUGGUAACCUUGCCCCCCAGUCACUCAAAGGUACUCCCCGUGAAGAAGUAUGCAGAGCAGCUGCAGCUCCCCCUCCACAUCUGGCCUGAUGUGGGGGCAUGGGAGAAUUUUGACGUUGGCGUGGUGGCAUCAUUUGGACGUCUGCUUAGUGAGGACCUCAUCCGAAAGUUCCCCUAUGGCGUGCUGAAUGUCCACCCCAGCUACCUUCCGCGGUGGCGUGGCCCUGCACCAAUCAUCCACACAGUGCUCCAUGGAGAUACAGUGACCGGGGUCACAAUUAUGCAGAUCAGGCCUAAGAGGUUUGAUGUGGGCCCAAUUAUUAAACAAGAAGAAUUUGCUGUUCCUCCCCGUUGCUCGGCCAAAGAACUGGAGCCCCUGUUAUCCAAAGAAGGUGCAAACAUGCUGAUUGCUGUUUUGAAAAACUUACCAGAAAGUUUAAGCAAGAAAAAAGAACAACCCAAGGAAGGAGUAACACAUGCUCCUAAAGUCACUAUUGCAAUGAGCUGCGUUCAGUGGGAAGAACAAACCGCUGAGCAGAUACUAAGGAUACACCGUGCCUUAGGAGCCAUGAUGCCUCUAAAGACGCUCUGGAUGGGUUCCAGUGUAAAACUGUUGGACUUUGAAGAGGAAAUGAUACCAAAUGUUACUGAUAAGGUUGUAGCUGAGAAAGAGGCAAUUCCAGGGUUGGUGUUAUACCACAAACAAUUAAAGAUCCUGAUGAUCCGAUGCAAGGAAGGUUGGGUUGGAGUCAAAACUAUUAUACAUAAAAAGAAGUUGACAGCAACCGACUUCUACAACGGCUACCUACAUUCUUGGUCACAGAACAAUUCUCUUACAAUGCUCAAGAACUGCCGGUUUCAAACACUCAAGGUGACCACAGCCAAAAAAGAAGCCAAAAAGUUCAUCAAAUGUUCAGAUAAUAAUUGCGAUACAAUUUCCAGUAAUGUGUGAAAAACAAUAACUCUGUAUAAAGAGCCAAAUUGGAAGCGUCCUCAGCUUGUCCCAGAAUUGAUCGAUGGAAAACAGUGAUGGGAGAAAAUGAACAAUGACAAGGACAGUGCUAUGCAGUUGAUAUUGUGCAGUGGAUAACACAAAGGACUAGCAACCUGGAGAGUGUGUUUAUUCUUUCUGUUCAAAGCUUCAAAGCACUCUCAGCCUUGCAAGUCUGAUUUUUCAGGAGCCGUACUUUCUGCUCCUGGAUCCGUCUUUUUCCAACUUAAAAAUACAGUGGAGCAAGAUUAACUAAGUUAAGGGCCCACGUGUUGUAUGAUUAAACAAUAAAUGAUUUUUGUACAUGUUUGUGUAGGCGUGUCUCACAAAUAGUUGCAAUGGCUGAUAUUUUAGAAUGCUGACUUGUAUAACAUAAAUGGUACCGUGUCCAAAUACCUCCUUACCGCCCUUCAGAAUCCAGAAUCAUCAAGGUGAAAAUCCAAAAAUCCCCGAUACGUCAACUUUAUUGGAGAAAAGCUAAGAAGAAUUGUAAUCAGUGAGGAUAGACAAGAGUAAGCGCACACAGCUGUACACAGAAGUGUUAUUCAGCCCUCACCAACAUCUCCUUUUGCAACUUUUUCCUACCCUAUCUAAUGGACUGCCCUUAGUUGCAACGGUUUUUGCAAAAGGCAGAGUUACUAUUACAUUGCUUUUCACUUACACCCAUAGCCACUGUUGCAAUGAAGCCCAUCCAGUGAGAAGGGCAAACUCCUGAAUGGAUGGUCCUGUGCCUUCAACAACCUUUGUAUAUAAUUAGAUCUCAUUUUCCACCCUUUGGUGGUGGUAUGUGAGAAUGACCUUGGGAGACGAGUCACUGGAACUGUCAGAUAAAAGGCAGCUUAGUCCCCAGAAGGAAUGGGGAGUGGCAAAAGUCUCAAAAGGGACCCUCCCUAGUAUCUUGAGCCAUAAAGGGGAAGGGGAAGAAACGGACUUUCAGACUUGCAAAAUGGUGUGAAUGUAACCUA